ACAAAAGGUGAAGAAAGAUUGUCCCGCUGCAUUAGUCUUCUCCUUUUCUUUCUCUGGUUUGCCAGCGAUACAAUUUCCUUCUGCUCCAUAGUUUAUAGAAUCAACAGCACUGUGAUCCUACAAUGGAGAGGAGGACCAUUGAAUUGGAGCAAGGUUGGGACUAUAUGCAGAAUGGGAUUAGGAAGCUGAAGAGAAUUCUUGAAGGAUUACCAGAAUCUCCUUUCAGUUCAGAGGAAUACAUGAUGCUAUACACAACCAUUUAUGAUAUGUGUACGCAGAAGCCACCAAAUGACUUUUCACAACAGCUUUAUGACAAAUACAAGGAGGCUUUUGAUGAAUACAUUAAAUCUACGAUUUUGCCAUCUCUAAUAGAGAAGCACGAUGAAUUCAUGCUGAGGGAGCUUGUGCAAAGAUGGUUAAACCAUAAUGUCAUGGUCAGGUGGCUUUCUCGCUUCUUCCAUUAUCUUGAUCGCUACUUCGUUGCUCGACGCUCCCUGCCUUGUCUCAAAGCAGUUGGGCUUACUUGCUUCCGUGAUUUGGUUUACAUGGAGGUACGAGCUAAUGCUAGGGAAGCUGUGAUUACUCUUAUUGACAAAGAACGUGAGGGUGAACAGAUUGAUAAAUCGUUGUUGAAAAACAUUCUUGAUAUAUUUGUUGAGAUUGGUAUGGGUGAAAUGGAAUUAUACGAAAAGGAUUUUGAGUUACAGAUGCUUGAAGAUACUGCCAAUUACUACAAAAGUAAGGCUAUAAACUGGAUUGAGGUUGACUCCUGUCCAGACUAUAUGCUAAAGGCUGAGGAUUGCUUGAGAAGGGAGAGAGAGAGAGUGUCUCACUACUUGCAUUCUAGCACUGAGCAGAAAUUGGUAGAGAAAGUGCAACAUGAGUUACUGGUGACCCAUGCAAAUCAAUUACUUGAGAAGGAGCACUCUGGUUGCCGUGCCUUGCUUAUAGAUGAUAAGGUGGAAGAUCUAACUAGGAUGUAUAGACUUUACCAUAGAAUACCUAAAGGCUUGGAUCCUGUCGCCAAUGUAUUCAAGCAGCAUAUUACAGCUGAGGGUACUGCAUUGGUGCAACAGGCCGAAGAAGCUGCUAGCAAUCAGAUGACAAAUGGUUCUGGCUUUCAGGAACAAGUCCUUGUCAGAAAAUUCAUAGAGCUCCAUGACAAGUAUAUGACAUAUGUUAAUGAUUGCUUUAUGAAUCACACACUGUUCCACAAGGCAUUAAAGGAAGCAUAUGAGGUAUUUUGCAAUAAAACUAUUGCUGGUGGUUCCAGUGCAGAACUGUUAGCUACAUUCUGUGACAAUGUCCUUAAAAAGGGUGGAAGUGAGAAGCUGAGUGAUGAAGCGAUUGAAGAAACCCUUGAGAAGGUAGUCAAGCUGCUUGCAUAUAUCAGUGAUAAGGAUCUCUUUGCAGAAUUUUACAGGAAGAAGCUUGCCCGCAGGUUACUUUUUGAUAGGAGUGCCAACGACGACCAUGAAAAGUGCAUUUUGACAAAGUUAAAGCAGCAAUGUGGUGGUCAGUUCACAUCAAAGAUGGAGGGGAUGGUCACCGACUUGACAUUAGCUCGAGAUAAUCAGAUGAAAUUUGAGGAAUAUCUUCGUGACAACUCACAAAUAAAUCCCGGAAUUGACCUGACAGUUACUGUUCUUACCACAGGAUUUUGGCCAAGUUACAAGUCCUUUGAUCUCAAUCUCCCUUCAGAGAUGGUCAAGUGCGUACAAGUUUUUAAGGACUUUUAUGAAACAAAGACAAAACACAGAAAACUUACAUGGAUUUACUCAUUGGGAACUUGCAACAUGAGUGGCAAGUUUGAAUCAAAAACCAUUGAACUAGUUGUGUCAACCUAUCAGGCUGCUGCCUUGCUGCUAUUCAACACCGCUGAUAGGUUGAGCUAUUCAGAGCUUAUGACUCAGCUGAACUUGACCCACGAAGACCUUGUUCGAUUACUCCAUUCCCUGUCAUGUGCAAAAUAUAAGAUUCUCACUAAGGAGCCGAACACAAAAGUUGUAUCUCCAAAUGACAGCUUUGAGUUCAACUCCAAAUUUACUGACAAAAUGAGAAGGAUCAAGAUCCCUCUACCACCAGUUGAUGAAAGGAAGAAGAUAAUUGAAGAUGUCGACAAGGAUAGGCGAUAUGCUAUUGAUGCAGCAAUUGUGCGCAUUAUGAAGAGUCGGAAAGUUUUGGUCCACCAACAAUUAGUUUUGGAGUGUGUUGAGCUGUUGGGCCGCAUGUUCAAGCCUGAUAUCAAAGCAAUCAAGAAGCGCAUUGAAGAUCUGAUCAGUCGGGACUACAUGGAAAGGGACAAAGACAACCAAAACACCUUCAGGUAUCUGGCUUAAUGGAGGCUACUGGGAUUGUCUGAAUUAGAUUCUUAGGAAAGUACAGUUGAGAAUUCUCAAGGUUUACAAAAUGCUGUAAAUGUUUGUAGUAUGUUAAUUCAGUGAUCGGAGAAACUUAUUACUGGGGGCGAGAAUUUUUGCAUAGUUGACCUUAUAAGAGCUAGUUUUAGUUAUAAUUUGAUUUUGUUAAUAUAUAUAUAUAUACAUACAGGAGCGAAGCAAGAUAUCGUACUGAAUUCGCUAUGGUUUAUAUAUUUUGAGUUAUUUGGAGGGAGAUAGAUAGGUAACAUAAUGGAAUAGAUUGAAUUAACAUCAUUAUAAUUUAUACCUAAGUAUUAGUU
This is a messenger RNA of Gastrolobium bilobum, 2680 nucleotides long. Its product is annotated as cullin-1-like. The transcript has 20 exons. Gene Ontology annotation, molecular function: ubiquitin protein ligase binding. NCBI's taxonomy places the organism in Eukaryota, Viridiplantae, Streptophyta, Magnoliopsida, Fabales, Fabaceae. Gene Ontology annotation, biological process: ubiquitin-dependent protein catabolic process; protein ubiquitination. The coding region runs from base 123 to 2339 and encodes 738 amino acids. Gene Ontology annotation, cellular component: cullin-RING ubiquitin ligase complex. The record is from RefSeq and is a predicted model, not a curated record.